AUCAGCAGCAGCAAUGGCGGUGGUGGCUCGUUUCUCAUGCUUCUUCACUCACCCCAACACCUCCCGCCGAUCUCCAACCUCCGAUCAACUCUCCCUCAACUCCCCCCUUCUCGAACCAUGGAAAUCUGCGUUUCUUCGGUUUAGAGUCGAAAAGGUGGUGGCGGCAUUUGGAAACAGUCGAAAUGAGCUGUUGGAGAGGUCUCCGGCCGCUAAAUGCCAGGGAGAUACAAAAUUGAGAUUCCCAGCAAUGGAGCUUCUGAUCGGUAAUGCCUUAAUGUUGACUACACCUUUGAAAGCUUUGGCAGAAACAUGUGAGGCCGACAACUCUUUUUUCAACAUGCCUCUGCUGCUAUCCGUUGCCCUUGUAGGGGCCACUGUUGGUGGGCUGGUUGCUCGUCAAAGGAAAGGGGAAUUACAACGAGUGAAUGAACAGUUACGACAAAUUAAUGCUGCUCUGAGAAGACAAGCUAAGAUCGAAUCAUAUGCUCCCGGUUUGAGUUAUGCGCCUAGUGGAAGAAUACCAGAGAGCGAGGUUAUAAUUGAUCCAAGGAAGCAUGAGUUGAUUUCUCGAUUGAAGGCUGGGAAAAACUUUCUGAGAAAUCAAGAACCACAGAAAGCAACUAUUGAGUUUAAGGCAGCUUUGGAGCUUGCUCAAAGUUUGAAGGACUCAAUUGAAGAGAAGAAGGCUGCAAGGGGUCUAGGAGCCUCACUACAAAGACAGGGCCAGUAUCGAGAUGCCAUUAAGUACCAUUCUAUGGUUUUGGCAAUCUCUGAGCGAGAAGGAGAAGACUCUGGAAACACUGAAGCUUAUGGAGCAAUUGCUGAUUGUUAUACUGAGCUUGGAGAUCUUGAGAGUGCAGGGAAGUACUAUGAUAAUUAUAUUGCUAGGUUGGAGCAAGACUAGACCAGCUGUAUGAACCGAAACUAUGUCACAUGAAUUACUGAGAUGGUAUGAUUAUCAUGAGAAAGGUGCGGAGGACUUGUCACCUGCACUGGCUUGCGGAUCAGUUUG
Messenger RNA from Fragaria vesca subsp. vesca, 1012 nucleotides. RefSeq names its product protein FLUORESCENT IN BLUE LIGHT, chloroplastic-like. The record is from RefSeq and is a predicted model, not a curated record. The coding region runs from base 14 to 904 and encodes 296 amino acids. Gene Ontology annotation, molecular function: protein binding. Gene Ontology annotation, biological process: chlorophyll biosynthetic process. Lineage: Eukaryota; Viridiplantae; Streptophyta; Magnoliopsida; Rosales; Rosaceae. The transcript has 5 exons.